GCGCGAGCGAGCUUCUUACCAUCUUAUCUUCCACGUUACACACUAUUUUGUCUCGUCUGUUACAAGAAUCCUGCCCCGCCAAUUUCCUUCCGAACAAACGACGCCAUCCGGUAAUCUCUUGCACGGUGGCGCACUGCUUACCUCCGCCGUAGGGGAAUGGUGAAAUUUGAUCGGAAAAAAGUGGGCCAGGCGGUCAUGAGCCUUGGCGGGAACGGUGUUGGCCAAGUUUUGGUCGCCAUGGUGGCGACUCUCCUUGUCCGUCAUUUCUCUGGACCUGAACCUGCUCUUUCGCCGGACUACGACAUCGAGCUCGAGGACGGGGAGAAGGAGGAUGGAGACAUUGAACUCGGUGAAGAAGCUCCAGUUUCCGGGAAAGUUAUGCCGGUGAUAAUCCGGUGGUGCAAUAUCUCGUGCUCUCUCUCGGAGAAAUCUUCUAAAUCAGUGAGAUGGCUGCUUAAGAAUGUUAGUGGAGAAGCGAAACCAGGAAGAUUAUUGGCAAUAAUGGGACCGUCAGGUUCAGGAAAAACAACCUUGCUCAAUAUUCUGGCCGGUCAGCUAGCGGCUUCACCACGGUUACAUCUCUCAGGCAUUAUAGAUUUCAAUGGAAAUGCUGAUUCAAAUAAGAGAGCUUACAGGCUGGCAUAUGUGAGACAGGAGGACCUCUUUUUCUCACAGCUAACUGUGCGAGAGACACUGACACUUGCUGCUGAACUUCAGCUCACUGAGAUACCUUCUGUAGAAGAGAGAGAAGAAUAUGUUAACAAUCUGCUCUUGAAACUAGGAUUGGUAAACUGUGCUGAAUCAUGUGUUGGUGAUGCAAGAGUUCGGGGGAUCAGUGGGGGUGAAAAGAAACGCUUGUCACUUGCUUGUGAACUGAUUGCCAGCCCAUCUGUUAUAUUUGCCGAUGAACCUACAACAGGACUUGAUGCAUUCCAGGCUGAAAAAGUGGUGGAGACACUGCAACAACUUGCGAAGGAUGGGCACACUGUAAUCUGCUCCAUACAUCAACCAAGAGGUUCUGUGUAUAGAAAAUUUGAUGAUAUCAUACUGUUGACAGAGGGUGCUCUUGUCUAUGCUGGUCCUGCUCACGAGGAACCUUUGGAAUACUUCUCUAAAUUUGGGUAUAAUUGCCCGGACCAUGUGAAUCCAGCUGAGUUUCUGGCAGAUCUUAUAUCAAUUGACUAUAGUUCUGCUGACAGCGUGUACUUUUCUCAGAAGAGGAUCUGCGGUCUUGUUGAAUCAUUUUCACGAUACUCUUCAACAAUCUUGUAUGCAAACCCAAUUGAGAAAAGGCAGGUCUUGGCUGGUGAAAAUUUCAGGACAAGUAAGCUUUUGAAGAAAGGAGGUUGGUGGAGGCAAUUCUGCUUGCUCCUCAAGCGGGCAUGGAUGCAGGCUUCUCGGGAUGGACCAACAAAUAAGGUUCGAGCACGAAUGUCCAUUGCAUCAGCUAUCAUAUUCGGUUCAGUCUUUUGGAGAAUGGGAAGAUCUCAAACGUCAAUCCAAGAUAGGAUGGGUUUGCUUCAGGUUGCAGCAAUCAACACUGCAAUGGCUGCUCUCACCAAGACUGUGGGUGUUUUUCCAAAGGAACGUGCAAUUGUUGACAGGGAGCGUGCAAAGGGAUCUUAUACAUUAGGCCCAUAUUUGCUUUCUAAAUUGUUGGCUGAGAUUCCAAUUGGAGCUGCUUUUCCACUGGUAUUUGGGACUAUUUUGUAUCCCAUGGCUCGUCUUAACCCAACCGCAUCAAGAUUUGGGAAGUUCUGCAGUAUUGUCACGGUUGAAUCUUUUGCUGCGUCUGCCAUGGGGCUCACUGUAGGGGCUAUGGUUCCGAGCACGGAAGCAGCAAUGGCAGUGGGACCCUCACUCAUGACAGUUUUUAUUGUAUUUGGUGGCUAUUAUGUCAAUUCAGACAACACUCCGAUCAUCUUUCGUUGGAUUCCUAGCGUUUCUCUUAUAAGAUGGGCCUUUCAAGGGCUUUGCAUCAAUGAGUUUAAAGGUCUUCAAUUUGAUUGUCAGCACUCAUUCGACGUUCAAACUGGAGAACAGGCACUCGAACGACUCUCGUUUGGUGGAUGCCGUAUUAGGGAUACGUUGAUAGCUCAAAGUAGGAUACUUAUGUUCUGGUAUUAUACCACAUACCUUCUCCUAGAAAAAAACAAGCCCAAGUACCAGCAGCUUGAGCCACUGCCCAAACUAUUAAUCGAAACCUUUGAUAACGACAACUUGCACCCAACCGAACACCAGGGAGAUCUACAAAUCAAAACCUUUGAUAAUGACAACUUGGACAAAACUCAACCUGAGGGAGAUCUACAAAUGGAAACCUUAGAUAAUGAAAACUUGGAGAAAAUCCAACCAGAGGGAACCUUAGGUAAUGAAAACUUGGAGAAAAACCAAGCAGAGGGAGACCUACAAAUCAAUUCCUUUGACAAAGACAAUAUGGAGAAACCCCAACCCGAGGAACCUCCAUCUCUCGAAAAAGUUGAACCGAAGGACGACGAUACUGAAACACCCCAAAUCGAUCAAAUCCGACCAUUUAUUCUAGAAGGUGCUAAGUAAGGAGAUAUGAUGGCAAAUAAAUGGAGGGCCCUGUUGCCUUACUUAAGCUAAUAAGCUUGUUCUUACUUCUUAGUUGUAGAAUGUGAUACAAUGCAGUUAUUUUUGCAUUCAAUGCACAUAUAAUUGAGUUGUGAAAAUUAAUGUGUAAUAACAAUGAUAUAAUUUUGAUGAGGUUUUCAUUUUGGAGAAGAUGAAGGAUGAUGACAUGUGGUUGGACAGCAAUGGAUGAAUUGUGCAUCAUCAUCAUGGCAUCUUUCACUCCAAAGUAUAAACUUUUAACACUUUUUAACCCAAUUAGCAGGUUAGUACCAAAUUGCUUCUUUAAAUAUGCUGAAUUCCACUUUUCUUUUUCUAAGUUUAUAGUGGAUUCUGCACCGUCUGAUGUCUUCUUUUUUUUCCCAUUGAAACAUGAAAUCUACUAUUUUGGGUUUCUCAAAAUAAAUGAAUAAAAAGUUAGAUGUGACUUUUA
Messenger RNA from Cucumis sativus (cucumber), 3022 nucleotides. Its product is annotated as ABC transporter G family member 7. The record is from RefSeq and is a predicted model, not a curated record. Gene Ontology annotation, molecular function: ATP binding; ABC-type transporter activity; ATP hydrolysis activity. The transcript has 12 exons. Lineage: Eukaryota; Viridiplantae; Streptophyta; Magnoliopsida; Cucurbitales; Cucurbitaceae. Bases 157 to 2553 code for a protein of 798 amino acids. Gene Ontology annotation, cellular component: membrane.